Molecule: messenger RNA, 1928 nt
Organism: Pseudogymnoascus destructans
Lineage: Eukaryota; Fungi; Ascomycota; Leotiomycetes; Thelebolales; Thelebolaceae
Exons: 6
Coding region: 257-1876 (539 amino acids)
Biological process (GO): plasma membrane lactate transport
Cellular component (GO): plasma membrane
Molecular function (GO): secondary active monocarboxylate transmembrane transporter activity
Source: RefSeq, a predicted model, not a curated record
CAGAUGCGGAACGAGCAAAGGCGAUUCAAAUUCGCUUACCGCAUCCUUUGGGGUAUUUAGAAGUCGCGGGGCCCCGGACUUGUGGCGGGUGUGUCGUUGUAGCCGUACUUGAACCUUACUUUGUGUCCCCCGCAUUGUUGACGUUGGAUACAACUUCGUACUUCGUCCUGAACAUCUCUUCCCCUACGAAGCAACAGCUUCGGCACCCAGCCUCUACCCUAUCUGCCCUGAGUGACCGACACCGAAAACCACCGGGAUGAGGAACCACAUGGCUGCGGGGUGGUUCUACUCCCCGAGCCAAAUAAGCCGCUACAUUAUAACGCGCCCGACGAGUCUAAAACCGCCCAUGACCAAGCUCAGGAACCCGAUCUACAUCCUGCGCGAACUCGAUUCCCACCAAUGGUUGAUGUUCAUCGUGGGAUUCAUAUCGUGGACCUGGGACGCGUUUGACUUCUUUACCGUCUCGCUGACUAUCACCGAUAUCUCGGAAGCCUUUGGAGUGACUAGGGCGGAUGUGUCUUGGGGAAUUACCAUUACAUUGAUGCUGCGAUCCGUGGGCGCGUUGAUAUUUGGUGUUAUAUCCGACCGCUAUGGUCGCAAGUGGCCCAUGCUGAUCAAUCUAUUCUUGUUCAUCGUCCUCGAGCUCGCCACCGGCUUCUGCAAUACUCUGCCGCAGUUCCUAGGCGUCCGCGCUCUGUACGGCAUUGCCAUGGGCGGACUUGUCGGCCCCGCAGCUGCAACGGCUCUGGAAGAUCUCCCCUAUGACGCCCGUGGAGUCGUAUCAGGUGUAUUCCUAUCCGGUUACGCUAUCGGCUACCUCCUCGCGGCCGUCUUCACUGUUGCGCUCGUACCGACUACAACGCACGGCUGGCGCAGCCUGUUCUGGUUCGGUGCCGGCCCACCCAUCCCCAUUAUUGCAUUGAGAUGGUAUGCACCCGAGACCAACGCCUUCCAGGUCAUGAAGGCAGAGCGCGAGGCUAAGCACAGCACUGGCUCCAAUGGCGGCAAGUCGAAGUUCGCUGCUCUCCGGACGUAUGGAAAGGAAGCCAAGAUUGCGCUCGCGGAUAACUGGUUCCUAAUCAUCUAUAUGGUGGUCCUCAUGUCGGGCCUCAACGCCACCACUCACGGCAGUCAGGACUUCUUCCCCACCUUCCUAAAGUCGCAGCUCGGCAUGAGCCCCAACGACAUCACUAUAGUCACCGUAGUAGGCCAGCUCGGCGCCGCAGUCGGCGCCUCCGUACUCGGAUAUGUUAGCACCUUCGCCGGUCGCCGCCUCACCAUGAUCACCACAGCCGUGAUGGGCGGUGCCAUUCUCCCCGCCUACGUCCUUCCACACACCAGGAACCAUCUUGCCGCUUCCGCAUUUUUUGAACAGUUCUUCGUACUAGGCAUUUGGGGCCCGGUAGCAAUCCAUCUAAUGGAGCUCUCUCCCCCAGCACUGCGCUCUCUCCUUGUCGGACUGACCUACCAGCUUGGCAACCUCGUCUCCUCAGCUAGCGCCACCAUCCAGGCCGUUAUCGGACAGCGCUAUCCCCUUCCGCCCAGCCCGACCGAGGCCUCGCGUUUCGACUACGCAAAGGUGAUUGGCAUCUUCAUGGGCGCGGUGUGGGCGUAUGACGUAUUUAUGUUGUUUAUUGGCCCGGAGAUGAGCCAGGCGGAGAGGGAAGCGGAGGCGGAAGCGUCUUUGGAGUUUGAGAGGCUUAAACAGGGAGGGAUGAGCUUGGCAGAGGUGGGAGCGAGGAGGGGGAAUGGAAAGUUGGAGCAAGAGCUGGUAGAUAGGGAGAUGGCGGAUAAGGAGAUGGAGGACGAAGAGAGAGUGGAGUCUUCGGCGGCGGAGACGCGGGAGGCUAAGGAAGUGGGGAAUGCGACUGUAUGAUGUGCAGGGGUGCUAGGUGGAAGAAAGAUGGUGCAGUAACGAAUUAUAAGAA